GACAACUAAAUAAAAUAAAAUGGGCUGUUUGAACUCUGAGCCACUGAGUCACGACGGGUUUUAUGGACAUAGACCUGCAGGUUUGGAAUACAACAUGUAGAAAGUUUUUUUUUAGAAGAAGCGCAGUCUCCUUUUUUGCUUUCUCAACAAUGAAAAAAAAAGAUACUACAACGAUACCACGGUAUAUGAUUUCAAAUGUCACGAGAAUCUUUGGACUCAACUCUUCCAAUCUAAUUACACUUGAAGGGACAUAUCCUACGCAGAAUUCUGAUGGAACAUAUAUUUGUGUGCAUGUCAUCCAUCCGCGUUACGCUGUGGCGUUCAUUCAAGGAGAUAUUAUCUGGCUUUGAUUUCACUAUUGAUGCUUUUUCUUCGUUGAGAAUGUUGCACAUAGACUACGUUUCGCAGAAAACAAUAAUAGCAGUUCCCCCCCCCCCUCCCUCCCUUCUCCACGCACAAGGAUCUAACAAGCCCUACGCAUGGUAAUAGGACCACUUACAUGCAAACAGGCCCUGGUACGGAUUGAUGAAAAUGAUCCAAAGCAUAAUGCCUAGAAAAACUAACCCUAUGAGGAUCCCUCUUAUACGUGCUGAAAUGAUUUUAAUAUUCCUUGGUGCUCACUUGUUAUCACCUUACGUCAUUUGUGUUAAAUGUUAA
Molecule: messenger RNA, 657 nt
Organism: Phytomonas sp. Hart1
Lineage: Eukaryota; Euglenozoa; Kinetoplastea; Trypanosomatida; Trypanosomatidae
Source: the annotation of a GenBank genome assembly